AUGGACAGCUCGAUCGUGUUGUGGGAGACAGAGACGGGCCUCUUUCGCCUCAACGGCCACAAGGAAUCGAUCACACACGUCGAAUUCACGCGCGACGACAAGCGCCUCGUCUCGGCCUGCAAGGACACUUUUGUCAAAUUCUGGGAUGUGGCCUCGCAAAGCUGUUUCUACACGCUCACCGAGAGUCGAUCUGAGAUCUACUCGUUUCUGCUGUUGAAAGAGGACACGAUGCUCAUCGUCGCCACCUCCGAACUCGAGCUGUACAUUUUUGACCUGACGUGGUUGAGCGGGGAAGAAGCCUGGAAUGGCGUGAAACGCGACGCGCACGAGGGACCGAUUUGGGCAUUGGUCCGACUGCCAGACAAUACGGGUUUCGUGACCGCCUCCGCCGACAAGAAGCUCAAGUUCUGGGGCUACGACCUCGUCAGCGAGGGCACACAAAAACGGCUGGCGAUGCGCGAGAAGCGUGUGCUAGAGUUGCGGGACGAGGCGCGGUGUGCCGCCAUCACCCCCGACGGCAAAUUCCUGAUCGUGGGCCUGCUCGACAUGACGGCCACCGUGUUCUUCGUCGACACGCUCAAGUUCUACCUGUCACUCUACGGCCACUCGAUGCCCGUCACCUGCUGCACGACAAGCCCGGACAACAAGCUGGUGGUGACCGGAUCGGCCGACAAGACGAUCAAGAUCUGGGGCCUCGACUUUGGCGACUGUCACAAGAGUUUCCAAGCCCACGAUGAAGCCGUCUCCGCGGUGCUGUUCUCGCCAAGUGAUGAGAUGCUCGUCUGGUCGGCGGGUCGAGACGGAAAGAUUCGGCAGUGGGACGCCGUGAAAUUCGAGGCGGUGCAGAAGCUGGACAGACACACGGCCGAGAUGAGGGCCCUGGCGCAGACGAGCAAUGGAAAUAUGCUGUUGACGGCCUCACACGAUCGAUCGAUUCGUGGAUGGGAAUUGACCGAGGAGAUUAUUGUGCUGCAGGAAGAGGAAGAGGUCGAACGCGAGAAGCUGUACGAGGAGAAGCUGGCCGAUGACGAGGAUGUGGUGGCUGGAGAGAAAAAGGAUAGUGAGGCCACGGUGGCUGAGAGGAAGAGCGAGCACACAAUUAUCGCUACGGAAAGCAUCAUCGAGGCCAUCGACAUUGUCCGAAAGGAGCGACAGGUCGACAAGGACGAUUUGGAGCACACUCCGCACCCGCUGUACCUGGCCUACCGUAGCGCGAGUGUCGACCAUUUUGUGCUGGAUGUGAUUGGGAAGAUUCGUGCCUCAUAUGUCGAUCGAUGUCUCCUCCUAUUGCCCCUCUCAUAUCUGGGCGAUAUUCUGCAGGCGAUGGCCGGAUGUGUGGCCAACAAAUACAAGGUCGAACUGGCCAGUCGUAUCGCCCUCUUCCUCAUCAAAAUGCACCACUGCCACGUGACGAACAGCGUCGAGGUGGUGCCCAUCGUCGGGCUGUUGCGCGCCAAUUUGCCCAAGGGGAUUCGGCAAAUAAAGGACACGGCCAGCUUCAACUUUGCGGCCCUUCGGCUGCUGGCCAACGAGAUUGAGAACAGCCAAGAGAUUCGCGUCUUCUCGGAUCUGUCGAAAAUCGAGAAGAAGCAGAACAAGAAGAAGCAGAAGCAUCAACAGCAACAGGGCACCAACAACAAGAAGGCCGUCCUCCACACACUCGCCGCC
This is a messenger RNA of Mesorhabditis spiculigera, 1668 nucleotides long. The record is from the annotation of a GenBank genome assembly. Lineage: Eukaryota; Metazoa; Nematoda; Chromadorea; Rhabditida; Rhabditidae.